Theileria equi strain WA is the source of this 1701-nucleotide messenger RNA. RefSeq names its product CTP synthase, putative. Gene Ontology annotation, biological process: CTP biosynthetic process; pyrimidine nucleobase biosynthetic process. The transcript has 4 exons. Gene Ontology annotation, molecular function: CTP synthase activity; identical protein binding. The record is from RefSeq and is a predicted model, not a curated record. Lineage: Eukaryota; Apicomplexa; Aconoidasida; Piroplasmida; Theileriidae. Bases 1 to 1701 code for a protein of 566 amino acids.
AUGAAGUAUGUAGUAGUGGUAGGAGGUACCAUGAGCGGUAUCGGCAAGGGUACCCUCCUCAGUAGUAUAGGCGUUGUUCUUCGGUCGAGGAAUAUAUCCUGUACCGCGGUGAAGAUCGAUCCAUACCUUAACCAAGAUGCCGGAACAAUGUCUCCUGAUGAACACGGAGAGGUCUAUGUUCUGGAAGACGGUGGAGAGGCCGACUUGGACCUCGGAAAUUACGAAAGAUUUUUGAAUCUUCGACUUACACGUGACCAUAGUAUUACAUCUGGCAAGGUCUACCGGAGUGUGUUCGACAAGGAACGGCGAGGAGCCUACUUGGGGAAAACUGUCCAGGUUGUACCUCACGUUGUUGAUGAGAUUAUUGACUGGGUUGAAAAUGUAUCAACCAAACAUGUAGACAUUCUAAACUGGAAGGACCCCGAGAUUUGUCUACUGGAAAUUGGCGGCACUGUAGGAGAUAUUGAGUCUGAAGUGUACAUUGAAACACUCAGACAGCUUCGCCUGAGAGUAGGACCUGAAAAUAUUUGCGUUUGCCACCUAUCCUACAUUCCCAUUGUUGGACAUUCUCAGGAACAAAAGUCAAAGCCAACUCAACACUCUGUAAAGGCGAUGCUUGAACGUGGUUUGCAGCCAGACAUGAUCUUUUGUCGCUGCAAAAAUCAGUUAACAAAGGAAACUAGAGAGAAAAUCGCCCUAUUCACUCAGGUAAAGGCAAAGAAUGUUAUUAGUGUUCACAACACUACGGAUUUGUACAAUGUACCUCUUAUUCUGAACGAGCAAAACGUUGCAGAAUCUAUAUUAGAGCAUUUAAAAUUUACUCCAAAAUCCUCCGAUCCAAUGCCAUUCCAUUACACUCUUGACCAUUGGAAACGCUACUGUAGAAACCCUGAAAAUGAUGUUGUCACUAUCGGAAUCGUAGGAAAGUAUACCGUUUCUAGUGAUUCAUACCUAUCAAUUUUAAAUGCCCUAAAGCAUUCGACACUUGAGUCAAACUUGAGAUUGGAGAUCCGUUGGAUUGACUACACACUUUUAUCCGACUAUGGAUCCGAGACCUUUGUUAAUAACUUCAAGGGAGUUGAUGGUGUAUUGGUUCCAGGUGGUUUUGGUACGAGAGGAUUUGAUGGUAAAAGAUUGGCAACAAGAUAUUGUAGAAAAAACAAGAUACCCCUAUUGGGUAUAUGUCUUGCACUUCAGUUGGCCAUCGUUGAUAUAGCGAUGGAGUUCGAGCCAAAUGCAUGUCAUGGAGAGGAAACGAAUGCUCCAGAAGAACAUCAGGUCAUUAUUGCAAUGCCAGAGUACAUUGGCGAAAACAACAAAGGAGGUACUAUGCGCCUAGGAAGUAAGACUACAGUCAUAAAGAAGGAUACAUUGGCCCAUAAACUAUACGAUCACAGUGAUACGAUUGUAGAACGACACAGACACAGGUACGAAGUAAACACAAAGUACAUUGAGAGACUGGAGCAAACGGGUGUUGUUUUCUCAGGAAAGGAUGUCACUGGGAAUAGAAUGAGCAUUGCAGAACUUCCGGAUCAUCCCUUCUUCUUCUGCACACAAUUCCACCCGGAAUAUACAUCCACACCCAUUAAACCAAGUCCUCCAUUUUUGGGUUUUGUUCUUGCUGCAAAAGACAUGCUCAAGGCUAGGUUGGAUAAAUUCUCUGGAAAACUACAAUCCGGAUCAUCAUAUUCUACAGUGUAG